ACGGCAAGUGUGAAAACUAAAAGGGAUGGAGAGAGAAGAGGGUAAGGGAAGAAUCUAAAAAGGAAGCAACAUUUCUAUUUCUCCUUCUUCAUCUGCAGUACAAGAAACUUCAAUCCACCCAGCCUUCUCCUCGUGACACACACACACACACACACAAAUCCCCCACUUCUUCUCUGUGCUAAGAGAAGAAGAAAGGUUCGCUGGAACGAUGACCGGCGGUGGGUCGACGGGGAGGUUGCCGACGUGGAAGGAGAGAGAGAACAACAAGAGAAGGGAGAGAAGACGCAGAGCGAUUGCUGCUAAGAUCUAUGCUGGCCUUCGAGCUCAGGGAAACUACAAGCUUCCCAAACACUGUGACAACAACGAGGUUUUGAAGGCUCUCUGUGCCGAAGCUGGUUGGAUCGUAGAAGAAGAUGGCACUACCUAUCGAAAGGGAUGCAAGAGACCCCAAACUGAAAUUGGAGGAACUCCACCUAACAUAAGUGCUUGUUCUUCCAUUCAACCUAGUCCACAAUCCUCGUCAUUUCCUAGUCCUGUACCAUCGUACCAUGCGAGCCCAACCUCGUCCUCUUUUCCCAGUCCUUCACGCAUUGAGGGAAACCCCUCUUCUUUUCUCAUCCCAUUCAUCCGCAACAUAACUUCCAUACCCGCAAAUCUUCCACCUCUAAGGAUAUCUAACAGUGCUCCAGUAACCCCACCGCUUUCUUCUCCCAGAAGUUCUAAGCGCAAAGCGGAUUUUGAAUCUCUCUCCAACGGUUCCCUCAACUCCUUCCGACACCCUCUUUUCGCAACCUCUGCUCCGUCGAGUCCAACGCGCCGUCACCACGUGGCCACGUGCACCAUUCCUGAAUGCGAUGAGUCUGAUGCUUCCACCGUGGACUCUGGUCGCUGGGUUAGUUUUCAGGUUCAAGGAAUGGCGGGUUCAGCUGCUGCUGCCGCUCCUCCUUCGCCUACCUUUAAUCUUAUGAAACCCGCGAUGCAGCAGAUCAUUCCUCAGGAGAUGAAUGAGGGUGUACAAUGGGGUUCGGGUGCAGAGAGAAGCAGAGGAGGGUCAGAUUUUGAGUUUGAGAACGGCAGAGUGAAGCCUUGGGAGGGUGAGAGAAUACAUGAAGUGGGAAUGGAUGAGUUGGAGCUUACUCUUGGGUGUGGAAAGGCUUGAAACAUUGCAAUCCCCUAACCAAUUGUGCCUUUUCCUUGGAUCUGUUACUUGGCUACGUCAGGCAAUUGGUUUUUAUGCUUUAUUUCUAUAUUUUACUUAUGUGUACAGUUCCUCUUAUAUAGCAGUGGUUAGUUGUUACAUUACAUGGAAUUUCACUUCAUUGUAAUGCUUUGUUGAUUGUUCAAAGGUUGCAUUUGAAGCAACUGUUUAGCAAGUGUUUUGAUUUGAGACUUUUAAUCUUAACUUACUAUGACCGGGGAAACGAGGUGAUAUUCUUAUCUUAUUCCUCUUAUUAUUUACACAUUGCUGAAU
Messenger RNA from Abrus precatorius (Indian licorice), 1471 nucleotides. RefSeq names its product BES1/BZR1 homolog protein 2-like. NCBI's taxonomy places the organism in Eukaryota, Viridiplantae, Streptophyta, Magnoliopsida, Fabales, Fabaceae. Bases 209 to 1159 code for a protein of 316 amino acids. The record is from RefSeq and is a predicted model, not a curated record. Gene Ontology annotation, molecular function: DNA-binding transcription factor activity. The transcript is spliced from 2 exons. Gene Ontology annotation, biological process: brassinosteroid mediated signaling pathway; DNA-templated transcription.